Penicillium antarcticum is the source of this 297-nucleotide messenger RNA. Its product is annotated as Short-chain oxidoreductase. The record is from RefSeq and is a predicted model, not a curated record. The transcript has a single exon. Lineage: Eukaryota; Fungi; Ascomycota; Eurotiomycetes; Eurotiales; Aspergillaceae. Bases 1 to 297 code for a protein of 98 amino acids.
AUGGCAAUACUAGUUAGUGGUCUGAGUAUCGGCGGCCAUGAACCCUGGGUCGGCCUUCCUUUGACCCGUGCUGCUCAGGCUGCCGGUCACAAGGUUAUUGCGACUUCGCGCAACCCAUCGCGCACUCCUGACCUCGUGGCCGAGAUCGAGUCCAAGGAAGGCAAAUGGGUCCAGCUUGAUGUGGACAGUCGCGGCUGCGGCAACGUCACCACUGAUCUUGAAAGCAGUAGCGAGCACAUUGACGUCAUGGUCAACAACGCUGGCUAUUCCAAUUACCCCCUCCCCCUCCCCAAUUGA